Messenger RNA from Engraulis encrasicolus (European anchovy), 1122 nucleotides. It is a transcript of the gene naif1, whose product is annotated as nuclear apoptosis inducing factor 1. The transcript is spliced from 5 exons. NCBI's taxonomy places the organism in Eukaryota, Metazoa, Chordata, Actinopteri, Clupeiformes, Engraulidae. The coding region runs from base 139 to 1122 and encodes 327 amino acids. Gene Ontology annotation, cellular component: nucleus. The record is from RefSeq and is a predicted model, not a curated record.
GACGCAAACGUUGUUGUGGGAAGAAGAAGCCGAUUCCAGAAGCCAUUACGUUGCGCAGCUUAGUCGAAAAAAACUUACUAUUUUUGCGUAUAUUACGCACGUCUAUUAUUUUUUACACAGAUAUUGUUUUAUAAAGCUAUGGCGUCACAGGCAAAAAAGAGAAAAAUGAAUUUUUCAGAGAGAGAGGUUGAGAUCAUUGUGGAGGAAAUGGAAAAACAAAAACACAUUUUGGUUAACCACUUCAACGCUGGCGUUACCCACAUCGCCAAAAACAAUGCAUGGAUUGAGAUACUGAAGCGCGUAAAUGCUGUGACUACUUGUCAACGAGAAUUAGCCGAGGUUAAAAAGAAGUGGUCCGAUCUGAAGACCGAAGUGCGUCGGAAAGUGGCCCAGGCCCGAGCAGCCAUGGAGGGCAACGGGGACUGCACUUCGGUGCCCGUCAUCCUGACUUCCAUGCAGCAGAGAAUAUGCAACCUGCUAGGAGAAGCCACAAUCAUCAGCCUUCCCGCCGGCGACGCGGGCGCAGAGAUCAGUGUUCCUGUAGCGAUGAGUUCGGCGGCUACGGUAACACUCACGCAAACAGACAUCCAGACUGGGACAACAGCCUGUGAAGUUAAAACUCUUGAAGGUGAGACCACCUACCACACGCUGGAGGACGGCAUGGUGGAGUACUGCACCACGGAGACGCCGGUCACGGUCACCACGGAGACGCCGGUGGAGGUGCUGACGGCCGCGGCGGCGGUGGGGGUGGCGGUUCAGGCCGAGUGCGGCGUCGGUGGCGGGGGUGUGGGCGGCGGCGGCGUGAAGCCUCAGGAGCUGAAGAGCCGCAUCGCCCUCAACUCGGCCAAGCUGCUGCAGGAGCAGCGCGUCACCAACCUGCACGUGCGCGAGAUCGCCCAGCACCUGGAGAACCAGAACGACCUGCUACAGAUGAUCCGGCGUUCGCAGGAGGCGCAGGCGUGUGCCCAGGAGCGGCAGGCGCAGGCCCUGGAGGGCACGCAGGCCGCCCUGCUCGCCCUCAUCCAGAUGUUCCGGCCCGCACUCAAGGACCUGCGCAAGUACCUGCAGGGAGCAAACAACACCACGGGGGCAGCAGGGAGCACGCCAGGGGCAGAGGGAUGA